UACUGCUAGCGGAAAUCUGGAAAAAAUGUUUUAAAACUUUUAAUAAGUCGUAAUUUCGUGACGUUUUUUCUCUAAAAACCACAUUGAUAACCACGCAGCAUAUUCAGAAAUGUAUUAAAGCAGUUGAAAAGGGCUCGAGUGGAGUUCAAGGGUCAAAAUGCCGAUUGUGAAGAUGAAGAAGAAAAAAUCGGGUGGCAGCUCGAAAAGUUUGCCAGUCCGUGUGACGACGAUGGAUGCAGAGCUGGAAUUUGAUAUUGAUAACAAGACUGUUGGUAAAGAAUUAUUUGAAUUGGUUUGUCGCACAAUUGGUUUGAGAGAAACUUGGUAUUUCGGUUUACAGUUUGUAGAUUCAAAGGGUUAUAUAGCAUGGCUCAAGUUCGAGAAAAAGGUUUUAGAUCAGGAUGUUCCAAAAGAAUCUCCUAUACCUUUUCUAUUCUUGGCGAAGUUUUCUCCGGAAGAUGUGUCGGAGGAAUUGAUCCAGGAGAUUACACAGCAUUUAUUCUUUUUACAAGUGAAACAGUCAAUAUUAAAUAUGGAUGUAUAUUGUCCACCUGAAGCUUCAGUAUUACUAGCAUCUUACGCUGUACAGGCAAAGUAUGGUGAUUAUGAUGAAAGUACGUAUAGAUCUGGUAUGUUAGCAAGUGAAGAUCUUCUACCACAGCGUGUUAUAGAUCAAUAUCAGAUGACAGCUGAGAUGUGGGAGGAAAGAAUUAAAGUCUGGUACGCUGAUAGAAGGGGGAUGACGAGAGAUGAAGCUGAAAUGGAAUAUUUAAAGAUAGCUCAAGAUCUAGAAAUGUAUGGUAUUAAUUAUUUUCAAAUCAAAAAUAAGAAGGGGAGUGAACUCUGGUUUGGUGUUGACUGUCGUGGUAUAAAUGUUUACGAACGGGAUAAUAGAUUGUCACCAAAAGUUACCUUCCCUUGGAGUGAAAUCAAAAAUAUUUCUUUUAAAGACAAAAAGUUCACAAUCAAAAAUGUAGAUAAGAAAGCUCCUGAUUUUAUGUUUUAUGCUCCUAAAUCACGGAUUAACAAACUGAUUUUAGAAUUAUGUGUUGGUAAUCAUGAUCUGUUUAUGCGACGAAGGAAACCAGAUUCCAUGGAAAUUCAACAAAUGAAAGCUCAAGCUCGAGAAGAAAAAGACAGAAAACAGCUGGAUAGAUCUAGACUACCUUGUGAUGAAUGUUUUUUUGUAGUUUUAUAG
Messenger RNA from Patella vulgata (common limpet), 1198 nucleotides. Its product is annotated as radixin. Gene Ontology annotation, molecular function: actin binding; cell adhesion molecule binding. Gene Ontology annotation, cellular component: adherens junction; filopodium; plasma membrane. The transcript is spliced from 9 exons. Gene Ontology annotation, biological process: regulation of cell shape; regulation of organelle assembly; positive regulation of protein localization to early endosome. The record is from RefSeq and is a predicted model, not a curated record. The coding region runs from base 158 to 1198 and encodes 346 amino acids. Lineage: Eukaryota; Metazoa; Mollusca; Gastropoda; Patellidae.